AUGGCACAAGUCAAGGAGUAUACGAUCGACGUUCCGCAAGCCAAGAUCGACCGACUGCUGCGCAAGCUUGACGAUGCUGAAUAUCCUGAAGGCAUUGAGGGCGCCGGGGAUACCUACGGCUCUCAGGUGCGAGCACACGAGAAAAAGCUCAAUGAACUGCCAAACUACGAAGUCCAAGUUGACGUCGAUGGACACGGACCAGUCGACGUGCACUUGGUUCACCAGAAAAGCGACGUCGCCGGAGCCAUCCCACUGCUCUUCGUUCAUGGCUGGCCUGGAUCCUUUCUCGAAGUGACAAAAAUGCUCCCAAUGCUCAAAGGUGGGAAUGGCAAACCAGCCUUUCACGUCGUAGCGCCCAGCUUGCCUAACUACGGCUUCUCCGGCCCCGCUCUGAAACCAGGCUUCAACAUCAGAUGCACAGCUGAAGCCAUGAACAAAGUCAUGCUCGCGCUGGGCUAUGAACAGUACGUCACGCAGGGUGGCGAUUGGGGGUUUCUUGUCACACGUGCCAUGGCCCAUCUCUACCCUCAACACGUCAAAGCCCACCAUAUCAAUUGGGCCUGGGCCGGACAGCCUGAAGAAUUCACCAUUGGAACCAAAACUCAACCAGAACUCAGCGAGCGUGAAAAGAAGCAAAUGGCGCAAGCCGAGAAGUGGAAUCCUUUUGGAAUGGGCGACGGCCGCGGCUACGUAGCAAUGCAAUCCACCCGCCCCCUAACAAUCAACUACGCCUUCCGCGACUCCCCCGUCGCAUUGCUCGCCUGGAUCUGGGACAAACUCGUCGACUGGACCGACGACUACCCCUGGACCGAAGACGAAGUCUGUCUCUGGCUUUCCAUUUACGUUUUCUCCCGCGCCGGCCCGGACGCUGCUUCAUUCUUAUACUAUGAAGCUACGCACGAUAUGAAAGAAGUUCCAUUGCCUGUUGUGCAGAGUUAUAUUAAUGUUCCGUUGGGAAUUGCGGAUUUUCCGGUCGAGAUUGCGAAUAUGCCGCAGAGUUGGAGAUCUGGGAUGGGGCCGAUUGUUUUUCAGAAGUUAUAUGAGAAGGGAGGACAUUUUGCGGGGUGGGAGAGGCCGGGAGAUAUUGCGGAUGGGUUGGGGGAGAUGUUUGGAAAAGGUGGUGGUGCGUAUGGAGUUGUUGAGGGGAAGGAUGGGUAUUGA
Cercospora beticola is the source of this 1161-nucleotide messenger RNA. RefSeq names its product epoxide hydrolase. Lineage: Eukaryota; Fungi; Ascomycota; Dothideomycetes; Mycosphaerellales; Mycosphaerellaceae. Gene Ontology annotation, biological process: epoxide metabolic process. Gene Ontology annotation, molecular function: epoxide hydrolase activity. The record is from RefSeq and is a predicted model, not a curated record.